This is a messenger RNA of Pseudocercospora fijiensis CIRAD86, 2541 nucleotides long. RefSeq names its product serine/threonine protein kinase (gene YAK1). Gene Ontology annotation, cellular component: cytoplasm; nucleus. Gene Ontology annotation, molecular function: protein tyrosine kinase activity; ATP binding; protein serine/threonine kinase activity. Bases 1 to 2541 code for a protein of 846 amino acids. NCBI's taxonomy places the organism in Eukaryota, Fungi, Ascomycota, Dothideomycetes, Mycosphaerellales, Mycosphaerellaceae. The record is from RefSeq and is a predicted model, not a curated record. Gene Ontology annotation, biological process: peptidyl-serine phosphorylation; peptidyl-threonine phosphorylation. The transcript is spliced from 3 exons.
AUGGACAUUGACACCGACGCCGAUCCCUUCAACCAGCAAAAGUACUCGCGCCCGCCCAACACCACCAGGCUGUCCGCGCAAUAUCUGCCUGCCCACCCGCAGCACGACGACGCCUCUCAGCGAUUGCGAUAUUCGCCCAUGAACACCUCGCCCAAUACGUUUGCGAGCCCGCCUCAGCACCACCACAUCCCCUCCAACCACUAUACCUCAUACACCCCGCAGCAAUCCGCGCGCCAAUCUCCCAGCAGGCAGACUCAGUAUGCUUCGCCCACGCAACAAGGCAGAUACUACGCUUCCCCCGCCUCUUCGUCGCGAGCACAGAAUUCGCAGCUGCCGCCUCUGCAAUCUGCAAUGUCGCCUGCCUCAUACUACCCACAAUCUGCGACACAGCAGCUGAAUGCCGUUUUUGGAAAUGAGCCAGAGCCUGAGAAGAAGCCUACUUCGGCGCCAGGGAAUGCGGAUAUUGUGCCGCAGUUUCAGAGGGUAUACGACACGGCGGAUUUGGACGCGAGAGUGAACUCCCAACCGCCCUUCCGAAGAGCGAAUCCUGAGGGAGGCUUCAUCAGUCCUCUUCAAGCACUUACAUCGCAUUUGCCAGCGACCUACCGAAUAUGUAACCCAUCGUUCCAGUACGAGAGCUCGCGAAAUCCGCGCCGAGUGCUCACCAAGCCGAGCAAAGGAGUCAAGAAUGACGGAUACGACAACGAGGAUAGCGAUUACAUUCUCUACGUGAACGAUAUUCUCGGCUCGGAGGAGACAAACCACAAGAACAGAUACCUGAUCCUGGAUGUGCUAGGCCAAGGCACGUUCGGGCAGGUGGUGAAGUGCCAAAACUUGAAGACUCAGGAAGUUGUGGCAGUGAAGGUGGUGAAGAACAAAACAGCAUACUUCAAUCAGAGCAUGAUGGAGGUGUCGGUGUUGGAUCUGUUGAACGGGAGAAUGGAUAAGAAUGACGACCACCACAUUUUGAGGCUGAAAGAUACAUUCAUCCACAGACAGCAUUUGUGUCUGGUGUUUGAGCUCUUAUCAGUCAAUCUUUACGAGUUGAUCAAGCAGAAUCAGUUCAGAGGCUUGAGCACGACACUUGUGCGCGUGUUUGCCCAGCAGCUACUGAAUGGCUUGUGUCUACUCAGCAAGGCCAAGCUGAUACAUUGCGAUUUGAAGCCCGAAAACAUUUUGCUCAAAAACCUCGAGAGUCCAAUCAUCAAAAUUAUCGAUUUUGGUUCUGCUUGUGACGAACGGCAGACCGUGUAUACCUACAUCCAGUCGCGCUUUUACCGAUCGCCGGAGGUGCUGCUGGGUCUUCCCUAUUCGGCUGCGAUAGACAUGUGGUCACUUGGCUGCAUCGUGGUGGAGUUGUUCCUCGGUCUACCACUAUUUCCUGGUUCUUCCGAAUACAACCAAGUCUCGCGGAUAACAGAAAUGCUAGGCCUUCCGCCAAACUGGAUGUUGGAGGUCGGCAAGCAAUCUGGCGAAUUCUUCGAAAAGGUGCACGAUGAGUUUGGACGUAGAACUUAUAGGCUGAAAUCGAUGGAGCAGUAUUCUAGGGAACAUGGCACCAAAGAACAGCCGAGCAAAAAGUACUUCCAGCAAACUCGACUCCCGGACAUCAUUCGGGCUUAUCCCAUGCCAAGGAAAGGCAUGAAGCAGAAUGAGAUGGAAAGAGAAAUGGCGAAUCGUGAAGCAUUCAUCGAUUUCGUUCAUGGUCUCCUGAACCUAAACCCGCUCGAGCGAUGGACACCGCAACAAGCACGAACACAUCCUUUCAUCACACAGCAGAAGUUCACCGGACCGUUUCAGCCGCAAGCACAAAUGAGUCUUAAGAAUAGCUCAAGAUCACCGGCACCUGGUGUGCAGCAACAGCAGCAAGCGGAAGCAUUAUCGCGACAACGAGCACAGCAGGCACAGGCCGCGCAAAUGCAGCAAUCCGCUAAUGCAGCAUACGCUAAUGCCAUGCACGGCAUGAGUCCAGGUUAUCCGACGACACCGCAGGUUGCGCAGCAGCAACAGCAGCAGCAGCAGCAAGCUGCGAUGUACUCGAACAUGUACAGUCCGAGCCAUCAAGGCGCACCACCGCCAUACCCCUCAAACCCACCCUCGGCAUCAGCGUACGGACAGCAAGUGCCCAUGAUUCAACAGCCACCUCCAGCGGCCGGCAUGCAUCCUUACGCACAGCCACAACAGCCUAACCUAUACGCGCAAGCGACCACGCGUGCCGCAGUCGGUCGACAAAGAGCCAGCACAAUGGACGGCAAUGGCAUUCCGCCUGCAUUACAACGGGUUGUUUCGCAUCUCGAUCCGUCCCAACCGAUUAGAUUACAACCGUCCCCGGCAUAUUACCCUCCUCCAGCAGAAGGACAAAGCGCGUCGGACGUAGCAUCUAUCGGCCGAAGGAGAACGAGUCGUGCCGGAGGCGGCAGCAGACACGGCGCACAAGGACAGGACCGUAAUUUCGUCCGAAUGCUGGAAGAUCGGUCUUUGGAAGAAGGUUGGAAUGGUCAGGGCGCUCAGGGCGGUGGUUGGAAUGGUAGUGGAGUGUGA